Molecule: messenger RNA, 3790 nt
Organism: Hipposideros armiger (great roundleaf bat)
Lineage: Eukaryota; Metazoa; Chordata; Mammalia; Chiroptera; Hipposideridae
Product: contactin-associated protein-like 3
Exons: 10
Coding region: 1-1593 (530 amino acids)
Source: RefSeq, a predicted model, not a curated record
AUGAAGGCUUACAUUGAGUCAUUUUGGAAUUCUGCUUCCUUCAAUACCGAGACUUCAUAUCUGCAUUUCCCUACGUUCCGAGAAGAACUUAGUGCUGACAUCUCUUUCUUUUUUAAGACAACGGCUUCUUCUGGGGUGUUCAUAGAGAACUUGGGGAUCACAGACUUCAUCAGGCUCGAGCUGCGCGCUCCUGCAGAAGUGACCUUUUCCUUUGAUGUGGGGAAUGGGCCUUGUGAGGUCACGGUGCAAUCUCCCACACCCUUUAAUGACAAUCGGUGGCACCACGUGAGGGCUGAGAGGAACAUCAAAGAAGCGUUGCUUCAAGUGGAUCAGCUCCCUAGUAAGACCCAGCCUGGGCCUGCUGAUGGGCACACCCGCUUACAGCUCAACAGCCAGCUCUUCGUGGGUGGGACGGCAGUCAGACAGAGAGGCUUCCUGGGAUGCAUCCGGGCCCUGCAGCUGAAUGGGCUGGCCUUGGAUCUAGAAGAAAGAGCCACGAUGACGCCCGGAGUGGAGCCAGGGUGCCCAGGACACUGCAGCAGCUACGGACACUUGUGUCGCAAUGGAGGGAGCUGUAGAGAGAAACACAGGGGUGUUUCUUGUGACUGUGCCUUCUCUGCCUAUGAUGGGCCGUUCUGCGAGAAUGAGUUUUCUGCAUAUUUUGGAAGUGGCUCAUCAGUUACCUACAAUUUUAAAGAACAUUACAAUUACACCUUCAGUAAGAACUCCAGCUCCUUUGUGGCCUUGUUUCACGAGGACCUGACACUGACCAGGGAAACGACCACGCUGAGCUUCCGGACGACAGGGACGCCCAGCUUACUGCUCUACGUGAGCUCCUUUCAGGAGGAGUACCUGUCCGUUAUUCUCGCCCCUAAUGGAAGUUUGCAGAUCAGGUACAAACUAGAUAGACACCAAGAACCCGAUGUUUUCAACUUUGGUGUCAAAAGCCUGGCUGACGGUCAGCUUCACCGGGUGAUAAUUGACAGAGAGGCAGCAGUGGUCUCUGUAGAGGUUAACCAGAAUGCAAGGAAAAAAGUCAUCCUGUUGUCGGGGACAGAAUUCAAUGCCGUCAAAUCCCUUACAUUGGGGACAAUUUUAGAGCACCCUGCUGUGGACCCGGACACCCUGCGAGCUGGCGCGCGUGGCUUCACCGGCUGCCUCUCCGCGGUGCGCUUCGGCCCCACCACCCCGCUUAAGGCGGCGCUGCGCCCGGGCGCCCCAGCCCCAGUCAUCGUCAGGGGACAGGUGGCCGUGGCCAGCUGCGCCCAGGGGGCGGGGCCUGGAGACCCCGUGCGGGAGGCCACCCGCACACUCGCAGGUGGUGCAGGUCGUUCUGAACCAACAGAUGAGGGAGAGCCCUUCGUCAAUGCGGACAGAAGUGGCUCCACAGUCAUUGGAGGUGUGAUAGCAGUUGUGAUAUUUAUCUUGCUCUGCACCACUGCCAUAGCAAUACGCGUAUAUCAACAGAGAUGGUUAUACCAAAAAAAUGAGUCAAAUAUUCCAGAAAAUGGAGACAAUGCUGAGACUGCUCUGAAACAUGAACUCAACAUGCAAAGUAUAGUCAGUGAAAGCCAGAAAGAGUCUUUCUUCUGAUCGGCAGCAGUGGUUUUACUCAUGGCUGUGAUGAUGUGACUUUCUUGUUAAGCCAGGAGCUCUCAGUGGGUGAAGCCCCCAUCUUGUCCUCCUGGGACAGGUGGUGGGGGUGCCACGCCCUCAGCUUACUCACGCCCGGUCCCAGGAGGCUCUGCUCAGUGCUUCUUCAUGAUCUACUGAUGUAAAAUGACUUAGGUGCGCUCAUUAAUCACUGUUUGGUGGUAUCUGUUAUGACCUGAUCUUCUACAACUGAAAUGUAUUUUGCAUAAAGACCUUGGGUUUUAAGUAAGAAUAAGGACUUGAGCUGUGGCCCUACUCUCUUAAAAAUGUGACACAGACGUUAUAAAAGUCAAAGUUGGACUGUAAUGUUUUGUGUUAUGUGGAAACCUAUGUUAUGAUUCCUUUAUCAACCACCUGAUGACAUUUGUAAACCAGGAAGUUCUUGUCAGAUGUCCUUCAGCUGCAUUUCUAUUGCCCAGUGAGUAAAAAUGCAUUUGAAAUGGGGGGGGGGGGGGGGGAAUUUAUUUUUUUGGCUGAUUGUUUUUAUUAUUCAUCUCUUAAAUCAGUAUGGAUACAUUUUAGUAAUGAAAUGAGUAUUGAAUGUAGGCUCUGAAAUUCUACUAUUGAGUUUAGUUAUUAGACAGAAAAUUCCUAGGUAGCAAAUGUGUAAAGCAUUCCAAUCAAUAUGCUAUGAUUUGCUUAUUUUUCUUUGUGAUUUGUCAUUGUAGUCUUUGUAGAUUAUAAUAAUAAUCACCUAAUGAUCUCACAAAAAUGUGCAUUUUCUAACUAGACUUGUUCCCAUAUAGAAACUCUAUACUUAAUACUGCACAGGUAUCCUUCAUUCAUUUCAUCUGAAUGAAAUAUAAUCCUAAAUUUAUUUCCUAUAAAUGUGAAAUGAUUGGGUCACCUUUCUUUGUUGUCCCGUGAUUCCCUUUUCCUGAAGGUCAUCACAACAAUCUUGAUUUCUUGUGACUGUCUUUUAUUUAUUAGGGGAAAAGUCACAUUUUGACUUGAAGCUCUCCAUUUCCCUUUCAAAUUUUUAACUGAUUGGGCAAACCAUUCCCUGAAUUACCAUCUCAUCUAGUUACUAUUUGGAAUCUUACUAGAAGGAUGAUUAAGCUAAGGGAGAUGCAGAUUGUAUUAUCUGAAUUAAAUCUGUAAUAUCAUUGUAGUUGGGAUUCUAGGAUCUUGGAGUCAGUUUCCAAUAGAGCAUCUAACAUCAGCUAGUUCAUUUCAUAGUAGAGUAUAUUUGCAUACUAGGAGAGCAAAGAGUUCAUAUAACUUUGGGAAUUGUUUCAUAGCCAAUUAUAAUAAAAAUGUGCUGCACUACCCAUACCCCACCUGCCAUAUGCCUGCCAGGUGUUAGUGUACUUACUUUGACUGCCACAGGAUUAUUAGAACUAUGUACCUUCAGCCUUUCUAUUUCUUUGAGUGCAUACUUACUUUAAUGUGUUCUUUUCAAAGAAUGGAAAAAGAUAUCCUCUGCAUUGCCUUUUUUCAAAAAUGUUUUUUCUUUUGGUUAUACUCGUAAAGACUUGAACAAGCAGGCUGAGAUCAUAUGGACUACCUUAAAGUCUAUCUACACAAUACUGAAUCUAAAUUGAUGUUCCUUUACAUGAAUAAUGGUUUUCACGAUCUCAAUAUAAUAAUAUAGGAAGGACUUACCUUGGUAAAUGAUAUAUAUACUUUUCCCCCAAACAUCUGUGCAGAUUAGAGAAGGAUUCAAUGCAAAAAUGAUAGGCUUUGUUGAAUGCAUAGCUUAGCAUAAGCAUCAUGAAACUACUGCCACUUUAACAAGUGAUCAUCUUAUGUUCUAAAAGAAUGCAUCACUUCGGUAGCUGAAAUUUUACAGAGUUAUAGAUAGUGAAACCCAUUGCACUCUGCUGUCUUCUAUAAAGAGAAAAUAAAAUACCUGUACAAAAUUGCAGUGCUGCAUCAUUUACUUUCCCUUACUGAUUUGUAAACUUUACCUGUUUAUUCGUUAAUAAAAUAACAUUUUUGAAUUAAAUUAGGAAAACAUUUUUGAGAAGAGUUGAAUAAAAUUUGAAUUAUGAAAUUAUAUUGUUUUCCCCUAAAAUAUUAAAAAAUGUGCAAAUGUAUACAUUCUGUAGUGGUGUGUAUUACUUUCUCUCAACUGUAUGUACGAGUUCUGACAAUUAAGUUUGCAAACUUGUUGCAAUGAUGUUGCUAACCUUUU